CUUCGACUGAGGUCUUCACCGACACAGUCACAACUGCGAACGCGCUCUCACUGGAAGUCGACUUGGUUCGGCAGAACACCUUGUCCGGCAACAACCAAAACGUUGUGAUCCAAUUAAGAACGAACACCUUCUGUUCAUCCGAUCCAAGAUCCUAAAAUUCAAUCUGCAAUACCAACGAGUAUCAUGGAUUCAUCGAGCUUGACAAGCGGUAAUUCCGACGCGGAGAAAUCGAAGGUGCCUGAUCGCGAACACGUUCGUGAGUGGAAAGGAUUUGGAGAAUUGAUUCGUUUGAAUCCCACGAUGGUCACAAUCUACGUUGGUCCUGCCAAGGCGAAAUGGGUCCUACAUGAAGCAAUCCUCUGCAACGAAUCGAGUUUCUUCAAGAGCGCUUUCCAGAACGGCUUCGCAGAAUCAUCCUCCAAAACCAUGCAUCUAGAAGAAGAUGAUCCCAAGGUCUUCACACUCUUCGUGAACUUUCUCUACAGUCCACAAGCCGGUUGUAAUCAACCACACGAUGGAAGUCCCGAAGCUUGCGAUCACAUCAGGGCAUAUUACGAGCUUGAAGCGUUCGCGGACAGAAUUGGAUGGGGAAGCCUCUCGGCAUGGGCUGAAGAUAAGUACAAUUACUGUAUGACCACCUGGACAGGAGAGAGAUACCGUCCUCAGCCUGAAUCGGUUCGUUUUGUAUUCGAAAGAUGCCCCGAGUUUUCUCCUUUCAGAAAAUACAUGGUUGCAGAUGCUGUGUAUGACUACCUAAGCUGGGAAUUUGAGGAUUUCGGAUAUUGGGCAAAAUUGAUGGGUAUCAAUGCCAAGUUUGCUGAACAAUGCAACAUAGAGCUUAAGGAACACAUGAAGAGCAGCGGAAACUUGACAUACUUUGAGGGUGAUUGUACUCGGCGCGAUUGCACAGUUCACUGUCGCGAGGAAAUCCUGGCAGAGCAGGGAGAAUAUUAAGCUACUGAGGCUGCUAUACUAUGAACUUGAUGGUGGUCACAGUCCUGUGGCAUAGUUGUUUUGUAUCACAUAGUAGAAGGGGGUCGUAUGAUCUAUACGAGGGCACAUCACAUGAAGCACUCUGGAGGGGAAUUGGGCACAACUGGCCUAAUAGGCAUUCUAGCUAGUCAAUCAAACUACGGUGGCAACAGCUCCAUUGGCAUAGAAAGAAUCUCCAUAGGGAUGGAGAUUAUUCCAUAACUAUGGAGAAUCUUUCUAUACCUAUAGAGCUGACUUUCUCUUUAUUAACCCCAUG
Molecule: messenger RNA, 1249 nt
Organism: Cadophora gregata
Lineage: Eukaryota; Fungi; Ascomycota; Leotiomycetes; Helotiales; Ploettnerulaceae
Exons: 3
Coding region: 184-954 (256 amino acids)
Molecular function (GO): protein binding
Source: RefSeq, a predicted model, not a curated record